AUGGUAAGGCGGUCCAUUCAAUGCCUGAUCUUGUGUGCCCCACAACUCUGCAAUACGUCAAAGAGCGGCACGAAUUCCUGGAUUACCAGACCUCUUCCUCGCAUUCAUGGCCCCGAACCAAGCGGUGGGAGGUGUGUCCCGGUCGAAUGGAUUGACCCAGAUCUGCGGUCUCACCAGUUGUGUCGCACAAACCAGCUAUGCAAGUUUAGAACAUUUUCGCGCCCCAUUGCCUUAUCAGCAUCUUGUCCGCUCAGAAAAGAGUUCUCUGCAUGGCUCUCUUGUUCGACUGGCUUUGCGACACCAAAGGAUGAAACCCCGCUGUGGUGCAUCUCCUCAAUGCCUUCACAACGGCUCAAUCACCCGAGUCCCCUCGCCACCGCUGGCACAGCUUCAUUAGUGAUUACUAUUCUAAGCCGUGUUCUAAAAGCUCACACCAUUCAUGUCCAUCCUGAAUUCGUCGUGGGUGACGAGGUUCCAGCCAGAACAUGGCCGUGUUGUCAAUGCUUCCCUUAA
Molecule: messenger RNA, 513 nt
Organism: Pochonia chlamydosporia 170
Lineage: Eukaryota; Fungi; Ascomycota; Sordariomycetes; Hypocreales; Clavicipitaceae
Exons: 2
Coding region: 1-513 (170 amino acids)
Source: RefSeq, a predicted model, not a curated record